Sorex fumeus (smoky shrew) is the source of this 1210-nucleotide messenger RNA. RefSeq names its product ubiquitin family domain containing 1 (gene UBFD1). The record is from RefSeq and is a predicted model, not a curated record. Gene Ontology annotation, molecular function: RNA binding; cadherin binding. The transcript has 7 exons. NCBI's taxonomy places the organism in Eukaryota, Metazoa, Chordata, Mammalia, Eulipotyphla, Soricidae. The coding region runs from base 169 to 1098 and encodes 309 amino acids.
GCGAAAGCGUGGCAGGGGCGGGCUCCGGGAAGCGGAGGAGGCGGGUCUCCAAGGAGACCGCCACCUGUUUCCGGCGGGCGCGGGCGCGCGCAGGGGCUGCGCCGGGGGCCAGGCUCGGCGCGUUCCCGGCGGCCCCUGCGCGCGCGGCGGGGGUUGUACACAAUCAUCAUGGCGGCGGCCGGGGCCCCGGAUGGCCUGGAGGAGCCCGGCAUGGACGCGGAGGCCGAGGCGGCGGCCGGCGAGGCGCCCGCGCGGCCCCUGCUCUGCCUGGAGGCCGAGGCGGCGGCGGGGGCGGCGGCGGAGGGCGCGGGCGCGGCGCGAGGCAGCCCGCAGCCCGCCCCGGCCCAGCCCCCCGGGGACCCCGCGGCCCAGGCCUCGGUCAGCAACGGCGAGGACGCGGGCGGCGGCGCGGGCCGGGAGCUGGUGGACCUGAAGAUCGUCUGGAACAAGACCAAGCACGACGUGAGGUGCCCGCUGGACAGCACCGGCUCGGAGCUCAAGCAGAAGAUCCACGCGAUCACAGGUCUCCCGCCGGCCAUGCAGAAAGUCAUGUACAAGGGCCUCGUCCCCGAGGACAAGACGUUGAGAGAAAUAAAAGUGACCAGUGGGGCCAAGAUCAUGGUGGUUGGCUCCACGAUAAAUGACGUUUUAGCCGUGAAUACGCCCAAAGAUGCCGCCCAGCAGGACGCCAAGGCCGAGGAGAACAAGAAGGAGCCGCUCUGCAGGCAGAAACAACACAGGAAAGUGUUGGAUAAAGGGAAACCUGAAGAUGUGAUGCCCUCUGUGAAGGGCGCCCAGGAGCGCCUGCCCACCGUCCCCCUGUCCGGCAUGUACAACAAGUCGGGAGGCAAGGUGCGACUCACCUUCAAGCUGGAGCAGGACCAGCUGUGGAUCGGCACGAAAGAGCGGACCGAGAAGCUGCCCAUGGGCUCCAUCAAGAACGUGGUGAGCGAGCCCAUCGAGGGACACGAGGACUACCACAUGAUGGCGUUUCAGUUGGGCCCCACGGAAGCCUCUUACUACUGGGUGUACUGGGUUCCAACUCAAUAUGUGGAUGCAAUCAAAGACACUGUGCUGGGGAAGUGGCAGUAUUUUUGAAAGCACUUUCACCUCUGGCCCAGGAGACUGACCCAAAGUGAAGGACAUUGCUGGGAGAGGCCUGCAGCAUCCCCGGAUUUCAGAGUUCUGGAACUUGAUUCAAAAACAAAAA